Molecule: messenger RNA, 1233 nt
Organism: Trypanosoma brucei brucei TREU927
Lineage: Eukaryota; Euglenozoa; Kinetoplastea; Trypanosomatida; Trypanosomatidae
Exons: 1
Coding region: 1-1233 (410 amino acids)
Biological process (GO): SCF-dependent proteasomal ubiquitin-dependent protein catabolic process
Cellular component (GO): SCF ubiquitin ligase complex
Source: RefSeq, a predicted model, not a curated record
AUGCUAAUGAACACCCCGCUAAAGAGGGUAGAAGACAUACCACCACUUCUUCGUGAACGGCUUACGAAAGCAGAGGAGAGCGGGUGGAAAAUUCUUGACCUCUCGGGUUGUAAAGAAACUUUGGAUGUCACGGCGCUCACUGAGGUCGGCAUGCUGGAACAACUAUCCCUGGAGGGUUGCACAAACUUGAGAAGAGGGCUGCGGGAAAUAUGCAACGGGGAAAGAACGCGCAAUCUGAGGACGCUGCACUUAAGCAACCUACCCAUGCUUGAUGACACAUGCAUUAAGAUAUUGGGGGGAACACACCUACGGCUCGAACUGUUCACCUGCGCACACUGUAAGAACGUAACGAACGUUAGGCCCCUAGCGGAAAUCAAGGCCCUGAAGAGCCUUUCGCUCGGACACUGCGUGAAUAUCAAGCAUGGUCUGAAGGAAAUUUGCGGAGGUCUGACGAAUAUGAGGGCUCUCUGGAUCAACCACAUACCGGCUGUCGACGAUGCGUGCAUUGCGGAGCUCGGCGCAAAAGGCGACGGUUACGAAGGCCAUCUGAUUUGGUUAAUUUGCGAUGGAUGUCUUGGGAUAACGGAUGUUACGGCCAUUUCGGAGAUCAAGACAUUAAAGAGACUUUCGCUGACGGGAUGCGAGAACAUAACGAAGGGGCUAGAGGAGAUGUGCGCCAGUGAGAAACUGCAGGACCUGCAAGACCUAUGGGUGAAUAACGUGAAGGCGUUCAGUGAUAAGUGCCUUUUGAAUCUGGAGGAAAGUCACAGGAAGGGCGGAUGGAAACUGCAGGUGCUCAGCACCAAAGACUGCUGCAGCAUAACAGACGUGUCACCCCUGGGGAAGCUGGUAACGUUGAGGGUGCUAUGCCUUGACGGGUGCGUGAACAUUAAACAAGGUCUGGAUCAUGUCAUACUGUCGCUGGUCGAUUUGAGGGAAGCGUACUUGGGAGGCAUUGGCAUAACCGAUAGGCAUAUUGAGCUGCUUGGUCGCCACAAAAAAAUUGAACGAUUACACCUCCCUUUUUCAGGGAACAUUACAGAUAUUACUCCCUUAACGAAUGUCUGGACACUGGAGGCUUUGUGCUUGUGCGGGUGUCUAAAGGCUACAAGGGGAUUUGAAAAGUUUUCUACACUCUUCAGACUCAAAAAGUUGUGUGUGUGUGGUGUUUACGUCGAUGCGGACACAGUCAUGGCCCUAAAGGGUAAAGGAGUGGCUGUGAAGCUGUGGUAG